CAGAAGGUUAUCUUCUCCACCUUCCUCCUUAUAUCUGCUGUGCUCCCCUAAAAAUAUAUAUAUCAAAGUCUUUGAGCGAUUUUAUUUCACUUUGCUCAACAAUAAAUUAUCUAAUCAGCCGGAGCAGGACUGUCACUUGUAAACAUGUCUCAGGAGGGACAGCAAAGCCCAGCAGUUAGCGCCGAAACGAGAAUCGAUGCACUUGACUCGCAGAAGACCAGCCCUGGGAAGACGCCGAUACAAAUUCUGCAUGAAUAUGGGACUAAAAGCGGAAAUCUGCCGGUGUACGUGAUGGAAAAGGCCGAAGGGAUGGCUCACCAUCCCAGCUUCAUCUUCAGCGUUUCGAUCGGAGAGGUCAGCUGCAGAGGUCAAGGUUCCAGUAAAAAGGCUGCUAAGCACAUGGCUGCAGAGGCGGCUCUGCACAUGCUCAACAUUGAUCCUGGAAUAGUGAACGUUCCCGUGAAGUCUGACAGUAACGGCACCGCUCCAGAAACAAACAGCCACCUCAACUCAGUAGGCAUACUGCAGGAGUUAGCGUUGCAGAGAGGCUGGCGUCUCCCUGAGUACUCGGUGUUGAGGGAGGUCGGUCCACCACACCAGAGAGAGUUCACGGUCACCUGUCGCGUAGAGACGCUGUCAGAAAAGGCUGUGGCCAAUUCAAAAAAAUCUGCGAAAAAGGCGUCGGCAGAGAAAAUGCUGGCGAAGCUUCAGAGUCUGUCGGGCUGCUCUGAAAUCACGUGGGUGCGUCAGACAUCCCUCUCCAUCCAUGACCUCGGUGGACGGCCACGACAUUUCAAAAGUGUUUGUGUUUUUCAGACGCCGACACCGAGCGUGCGGUUUGAGAACAUCAGAAACUCGACGGCAGAGAAAAUCUCUCUGCUCAGAAGAAACCCGCUGAGCAUCCCCAACACAGACUACAUCCAGAUGAUGCUGGAGCUUUCCAAAGAGCAAGGGUUCGAGGUCACGUACUUUGAUAUCGACGAGCUGACGGUGAACGGACAGUACCAGUGCCUGGCCGAGCUCUCCACCUCCCCCGUCACCGUGUGCCACGGCACCGGCAUCUCCUGCAGCAACGCGCACAACGACGCCGCGCACAGCGCCCUCCAGUAUGUCAAAAUCAUGGCCGCCGGCCAAUAAGUCACCUUCCGCAUCGACUCCACGAGGUCUUCCAGUGAUCUGAGGUCAAACUAUAUUUUUGGAACCAUGCAAGUCUCCAACCAAACAGGAAGAGCUCCAGGACUCCUGGAGGGCCGUCGCCUCCCAACUGCCUUUGUAUUCGUGAUUCUAGUUCCGGGUUCCUCAAUUAGCGGACUGCGGUCCACGACCGGACCGGGGCACACCUCGCUGCGGACCCAUGGCAAAUGUAUGGAAAAAAAAAUCUUUCUUUAUACGCUCAUGUUCCGUCUGAGCACCGUUCGGCGCCGCCCCGCUCUGCGUGUAGUGUAAUCGCCGCUCUGCGGCGCGCUCCGUCGCACCGCACUGCUCGGCACCCCUCGGUAUGCCCCCCCCCCCGUUCCCACAGGGCGCUGAAGCCCGGACCCAUUGUAUAUAAAAAACAAAAUGUGGACCUUCAAGAUUUGUAUUUGAGGACCCCUGUUCCAGUUUGUCAUCAUGUCAUUUUAUUCAAUAUAUUUCAAGAAGAUGUGAGGGAAGCAGUGGCGAAUGUGACUGAGCGAAACUCCACAGAGUGCCGCUUUGCUGGAAAAGUUUCUUUAUUUCUGAAUGAUUUCAGUUCCCCUGAUGUAAAUACUUUUUUUUUUCUUUUUUUUAUUCAGUGUGGUUUCUUUCUGACAGUGUGUGAGAGAAAAGGAAUGUUUUCGUCUGUUGUUACGAUGGCUUGCUUUGCAGUAUGCUUUAAAUACCCACCCUCCUCUUUCCCUGCUUCCACUCCGUCUGUCAGUGUGCAAUCUGCUACGUAUCCAGCCGACGCUGACGAGAUAAAAUCUCACCUUGCUCUGCUACUAUAUUUUCGUCCGUAUGUCAAUACUAUUAAUGCAGUCACACUCUUGUGCUGUUUAAACUCUGGUGGAGAACAUCAGUGUGUGUAUGACCGCAGAGAAUAAAGCCUCGGUGUGAGCGCUCCGGAGUGUUCUCUGUUACCGGUCACACAGUCUGACAGAACGAGGAGACCGACCGCUGCUUCCCCUUCAGGAGAGGAAACCGAGACGCCUCUCAUGAGGGCUGACCAUUCAAGAUGCAGCAGUCAUCACACAGAGCCCUGUGUGUGUGUGUGUGUGUGUGUGUGUGUGUGUGUGUGUGUGUGUGUGUGUGUGUG
Salarias fasciatus (jewelled blenny) is the source of this 2275-nucleotide messenger RNA. RefSeq names its product protein kinase, interferon-inducible double stranded RNA dependent activator (gene prkra). Gene Ontology annotation, cellular component: RISC complex; RISC-loading complex; cytoplasm. The coding region runs from base 145 to 1137 and encodes 330 amino acids. The record is from RefSeq and is a predicted model, not a curated record. NCBI's taxonomy places the organism in Eukaryota, Metazoa, Chordata, Actinopteri, Blenniiformes, Blenniidae. Gene Ontology annotation, molecular function: siRNA binding; double-stranded RNA binding. Gene Ontology annotation, biological process: siRNA processing; regulation of regulatory ncRNA processing. The transcript is spliced from 7 exons.